Messenger RNA from Volvox carteri f. nagariensis, 453 nucleotides. RefSeq lists its product as uncharacterized. The transcript has 4 exons. The annotation marks the transcript as partial. The record is from RefSeq and is a predicted model, not a curated record. NCBI's taxonomy places the organism in Eukaryota, Viridiplantae, Chlorophyta, Chlorophyceae, Chlamydomonadales, Volvocaceae.
AACUCAGCAGUGGUCUGCGCACCGUGGAUUCCCGCUUUCCUAGCCGCAACCUAUUUUCAACCCUGCGAGCGGCACCGCCACCACAAGAAGAACGAGUGCACGUUCUUCUGCAUCACCUGUGGCACAAGGCCACACAGCGUGUGCCAGCACUGCAUGGGAGCGCAUGCUGGGCACCAAGUUAUCCAGGUCCGCCGCUACGUGUACUGCGAUGUGGUGCGAGCUUGCGAUAUCAGCAACUUCGUCGAUGCCUCCGGUGUCCAGAAUUACAUCAUCAACAGCGCCAAAGUGAUGUUCCUGAACCAUCGACCGCACUCCAAGAUUGGCCGAGCCAACGGCGUCGACAUCUGCCGUACCUGCCACCGCCAGCUGCGGGAGGGGUACAGCUACUGCUCCCUUGCCUGCAAGGUACGGCACAGUACGAUCGUCGUACACUUGAAUGGCCUGUUAGUUUGA